Rotaria socialis is the source of this 204-nucleotide messenger RNA. NCBI's taxonomy places the organism in Eukaryota, Metazoa, Rotifera, Eurotatoria, Philodinida, Philodinidae. The record is from the annotation of a GenBank genome assembly.
AUGGCAAAAAAAGCAGUAGCACCAGUACAACGAUAUUCAUCUGGUGACCAAUGUCUCAUUGCACUUCUUUCCGAGCCAGUAAAAGCAUUUAAACUAAAACCAUCAAAUACGCCGAAAAUUAAAAAAAGCGAAGAAUUACUUCGAUCUAUCAUCUAUAAUGAUUUAUUUUGCAAUGCUUCCAUGCUUACAUCACCAGCAAAGUGA